Messenger RNA from Ostreococcus lucimarinus CCE9901, 942 nucleotides. RefSeq lists its product with no specific name. The transcript has a single exon. NCBI's taxonomy places the organism in Eukaryota, Viridiplantae, Chlorophyta, Mamiellophyceae, Mamiellales, Bathycoccaceae. Gene Ontology annotation, molecular function: protein binding. Bases 1 to 942 code for a protein of 313 amino acids. The record is from RefSeq and is a predicted model, not a curated record.
AUGAGGCUCGAGGCGGUGGAGAACGAGGAUGAUUAUGCGGUAUAUCGGGCGGAUCAUGGUCUGGACGCGCUCGCACGUGUCGGGACGGCUGUGAUUGCGACGAGCGCGGCGGUGCCGGCGUGCGCGGCGUUUCUCGGAGACUUGGAACUCUUGCGGUUGGCGCUCGAGCUCGGGUACGAGUGGAACUGGGAGACGUGCGCGAGUGCCGCCAUGAGUGGACAGUUGGAAUGUUUGAAGUACGCGCGCGAGCGCGGGUGUGAUUGGAGCGACUUGACGUGCGCGAAUGCCGCCGAGAAUGGACAUUUGGAGUGUUUGAAGUACGCGCACGAGCACGGGUGUCCUUGGAACGAGGAGACGUGCGGUGCUGCCGCCGAGAAUGGACAUUUGGAGUGUUUGAAGUACGCGUACGAGCGCGGGUGUCCUUUAUACGAGGAAAUGUGCGCGUAUGCCGCUUCGAAUGGACAUUUGGAGUGUUUGAAGUACUUGCACGAGCGCGGGUGUCCUUGGAACGAAGAGACGUGCCAGAAUGCCGCUGAAAAAGGACAUUUGGAGUGUUUGAAGUACGCACACGAGCACGGGUGUCGCUGGGACGAGUUGACGUGCGGUGCUGCCGCCUAUGUGAACGAGAUUGAAUGUUUGCGAUACGCGCAAGAUCACGGCGCGCCCGAUUCAGCGCAUUACGUCGUCGAUUGGCAACGAAUGUACGUCAGCGCGGUGGAAUUGAUCGUCCAAAUCGCACUGUCACAUCAACGAGACGGCUACGUGUCGCUACGCGAGCUCACGCCUACGGUGAACCGCUUCUUGCGCGCGUGGCCGGAACUAGAUGUGCGCGAAGAAGUGAUAGGACAGCUGCGCGAAUAUUUUGGCUUUGACCCCCUUGAAGAACCACCCCCACCGCGCGAGCGAUUCUCGACAAUGAUAGACCUGUACGCCACGAAAUGA